Suncus etruscus (white-toothed pygmy shrew) is the source of this 1640-nucleotide messenger RNA. It is a transcript of the gene IL6R, whose product is annotated as interleukin 6 receptor. The coding region runs from base 21 to 1556 and encodes 511 amino acids. Gene Ontology annotation, cellular component: external side of plasma membrane. Gene Ontology annotation, molecular function: cytokine receptor activity; protein binding. The record is from RefSeq and is a predicted model, not a curated record. NCBI's taxonomy places the organism in Eukaryota, Metazoa, Chordata, Mammalia, Eulipotyphla, Soricidae. The transcript is spliced from 10 exons. Gene Ontology annotation, biological process: cytokine-mediated signaling pathway.
GAGGGCAGCAGAUCUGAGUCAUGCGAGAGUGGAGGACGCGGCUCGGGGCCCGGCGCAGCGUGGGGCUCCCCAGGCCCACUGGGGGGCCCAGCCCCGGGGGUGCCAGCCCUGCCCCAAGAUCCAGGACCCGCCGAGUCGGAGCCGGAGCCGGUGUCGGAGACAGCAUGCUGGUGGCUCGCUGCGCGGUGCUCGCUGUCCUGCUGGCCACGCGUGGGGCCGUCCACGCCGACGGAGAAUGCCCCAAGUUGGAGGUGCCGGAUGGUAUGAUGACCAGGCUUCCAGGGGCCAGCAUCAACCUGACCUGCCCAGGACAUGACCCCGAAAAGCACUCUCCUGUCCACUGGAAGUUCCACAGUGACAAGGCUGCCGUGCAACUUUACAGAACUGGUCUGGAGUCGACGCUGCAUCUCAGCUCUCUGCAGCCCAACAACUCUGGAAAUUACUCCUGCUUCAGGGCCCACAAGCUGGCGGGCACUGUGAGACUGCUGGUAGAGGCACCUCCUGAGGAGCCCCAAAUCUCCUGCUUCCGGAAAAACUUUGUGAGCAAAGUCAUUUGUGAGUGGAGGCCGCAGACCAUCCCCUCUCCUGCCACUGAGGCCAAGUUACUGGUGAAGAAUAUUAGGAACAAAAACUCCAAUACUUCCCAAGCUCCAAUACAUCCAUGCUGGUAUGUCGCUGAACGGCAGACCUUCUCCUGCCAGCUGCCGGUGUCCGAGGCUGACAACUCCCUCUACUCAGUGUCCCUGUGCCUUGCCAAUACUGCCGGGAGCAGGAGGAGCAAUUCUCAGUCAUUCUAUGGGUACGAAAUAGUGCAGCCAGAUCCUCCAGCCAACGUCACGGUGACUGCAGUAGAUGGGGAUCCUCUUUGUCUCCGUGUCCUCUGGCGAGACCCUCCCUCCUGGAACUCAUAUUACUGGCUGAAGUUUGAGCUCCGCUACCGGGCAGAAAAGGAAGACACCUUUAGAAUAUGGAAGGUUCCAGAAGAACAUCAUUAUAACUGCACUAUCACAGAUGCGCUACGCGGUCUGACCCAUGUGGUGCAGAUCCGCAUGCAGGAGGAGUUCGGGAUUGGCCAGUGGAGCCAAUGGAGCCCCGAGGUCAGGGGCACCCCUUGGACAGAUCCCAAGACUAUUCAAGUGGAGACCAGAGCCCCACAGGUGGUGCGGGUACUACCAGUGACUGAGCCCAACCAUGAAAAUAUUAUUCCUGUGGACUUUUUGAACACAACGAGCCUCCCAAGACAAGAUAUCCCUCUGCCUGCAUUCCUGGUGGCUGGAGGCAGCCUGACCUUUGGGACUCUCCUCUGCAUUGGAAUCAUCCUGAGGCUCAGGAAGUCGUGGAAGCUGAAGGCCCAGAAAGAAGGCAAGACCAGCGCACAGCAGCCAUAUUCUCCGGGCCAGUACAUCCCUGGGGCUACCCUGAUACUCGUUCCCCUCAUCUCUCAUGUGAAGUCCCCCAGCAAUUUUGGACCUGAUAUCAUCUUGAGGAACAGUCAGCCGGAGUUUGAGCAGACCACGUAUGACAUCAGCAAUAGAAACUACUUCUUAUCCAGAUAGCUGGGGGGGGGGCCAUACCUUCGUGAGGCACUCAUGUUCAGCCACAGUCGCUUCUCAACCCACUUGCAUUCUAGCUCCUCAGGG